AUGGGAUCUCCGAGGAAAGAUUGUGGAAAUUACAGCGACGACGAAAGUGCUAGCCCUCCGACUGUCAGGACGCGUCUAUCGCAAGUCACAUUCAAGGCUGCGCCGGCAAUACAUUUGGAGCCGCCACCGCGAUUUGAAGCUGGAACAAGUUUGACACUAUGGCAGACGAAGAUGCAAAGCUUCCUGCGUCGAGUGCCGACAGAAGAACACAGUCCGUGUAUCCUGGAUCGUUUAAGUGAUCACAUACAAGAAUUACUGAUCAACGAGAACGUGAACGAAGACUCCCCCCCAGAGUCCAUAUGGAACAGCUUUUGGGAAUUGUUUCCAGGUCAGGUCAACCACCCCUCCCUCCGACACCAAUACUGGCGAAGAGACCAAAGACCGGGGGAGUCGGCGGAACAACAUGCGAAUGAAUUAAGAACACUGGUCAGUCGAGGGUUUCCAGAGAAGUCCAAGGAAGUCCAAAGGGAGUUUGCUCUCGAGCGGUUCCGAGAGGGAAUGCUGAAUCCCGUUGCCAAGCGUGAGCUCCAGGGGCGAGCCCCACCACGCGAGCAACUCGCGGGUCAACGGCCCCAGAUUCGAAGCACGAGUCCCCUGGCGCACCAAACCCCAGAGAUACGGUGGAACGGCCCGCAGGUGGCAACAACAGGAACCAAGCGAGUCAUCAUUGCGUUCUGUUUAUUCGCCGAUUAUACGUGGACCAAUGGAAUCACAGUGUUUUCCCCUACUCCUUACUGUUGGUCUCAGAGUCUUAUUGACGUAGAUCAGUGUCAGAUUCGUGAGCUAAGCCGAGACGGCCCUCGAGUGAAAGCCGUCAAUGGGUCUCCUCUCCAAACCUGGGGCUGUCUGGAUGUCGAAUUGCAGAUGGCGGGGACCAAGGUCAAGCAUUUCAUGGUGGUCGCCUCGAAACUGCCAUGGAAGAUGAUAUUGGGAAUUGAUUUUCUACGCCAUUUUGAAAUAUGCCUCGUCCUGAGUAAGAACAUUCUAACCUUCGACGGGAAAAAAUUCACAUGGGAUCAGGAAAGGAAGCGAGGAGAAUUGGGCACUGGAACUUUUCNCACCGUGGAUCUCCCUGGCCAGGUGUCGCACAUGGUAGAGACUACCAGGGAACUAUUGAGCGAAAAACAUCAAGGGAGAUUGAAGGCGAUGAUAGACGGCCGCAAAUCGGUGUUUGCCUGGGACGGUGUACCUUUGGGUCGUACCUAA
Messenger RNA from Echinostoma caproni, 1206 nucleotides. NCBI's taxonomy places the organism in Eukaryota, Metazoa, Platyhelminthes, Trematoda, Plagiorchiida, Echinostomatidae. The record is from the annotation of a GenBank genome assembly.